CGGCAUGAGCUGAAGCGGCCGGGUCUCAGCCUGCGGGAGGCCGCCGCACCCCUGGGCGCGGGGGAAGGAGGGGAGCCCCCGCGGGUCCAGCAACAUGUUUCAGGUGCCACUGCCACUGGAUCGAGAUGGGAUCCUCUUCCGGCUCCGCUUUACCACCCUGGCUGUCGGGACCGUGUGUUGCCCGCUGUUUGGAUUCCUUUUCUGCGUGAUCUGGUCUCUGCUGUUCCACUUUCAGGAAACGACAGCUACUCACUGCGGUGUCCCCAAUUACCUCCCCUCCAUCAGUGCCGCGAUUGGCGGCGAGACCCCUCAGCGCUACGUGUGGCGUUUCUGCAUUGGCGUCCACUCGGCGCCCCGCUUCCUGGUGGCCAUCGCGUACCGGAACCAUUACCACAGCUGUCACUGCGCGCACCCUCGCUACCCACGGCUGUGCCGCAUCAACUUCGCCCUCAACGUGCUCGAAAACCUCGCUCUCCUUUUGCUGACGUACGUCUCUUCCUCGGAAAACUAUGCAAUCCACGAAAACGCCUUCAUCCUCUUUAUCACCUCGGCCCUGGGCCACAUGCUCCUGACUUGCAUUCUGUGGCGGAUGACUAAGAAAAACACAGUAAGUCCCGAGGAGUGCAAGUCCUACAAGUGGAAGCUGCUGCUCUUCCUCUUUAACCUCGUCACGUUCUCCUUGGCCGUGUGCAUCUACUUCCGCCACAAUUGGUACUGCGAGGCCGGAGCCUAUACCAUCUUUGCUUUCCUGGAGUACCUGGUCGUCCUUUCCAACAUGGCUUUCCACAUGACCGCCUGGUGGGACUUCGGCAACAAAGAGCUGGUGGUCAGUUCCCAGCCAGAAGACAAACGUUUCUAGGGCGGCCUCGCGCCAGACAAGCAUGUUACCAGUGCUGCCGACGGCCUCUGGAAUCCUGCCGUUGGUGCGAGUCUUGGGGUCAGAUGAGCUACCAGCUCCUGGGAGCGACGCUGGGCAGGGAGGGCUGUGAUGCGCCUCGAGAGGAAACCAACAGCAUACUUCGCUGAGACAUCGCCAGGACCUCCCUGUGCUUACGCUGCUGCGGCCAGGACCCUGGCCUCCAAAAAUACAGGAGGGUGGGGAUUGCAGGGGAGUGGGAUGGUUACGCACAAAUCACACAGCAGCCUCUCCAUGGAUCUGUCAUUCCUAUCAAGUGCCAGGACAGGAGCGGGUAGUGGGAGCUGAGGGGGCAGGACCCAGGGUAAGUCAACGGGUCCUUACCAAGUCAAGUCAAGGGUGAGUCGACGGGGUAAGAUGUUGGUCCGUGUGGCUAGGAAUCCUUGUUCUGCAAGGCCGACUGAUGCAGCAAUGGGAUCUUCUUUCCCGCCCCCCCGGCUCAGCACAUUUCCUUUCCCGCACCUGCUGCCUCACCAGGGCUCUGGCCACCGGCCCAGACUCUCGGCAGGAACCACCACGGGUAACAGUCGUGUGCUCAUUGACAGUGGAGAUUCCUUGCUGUGGCCCUGGGAUUGGAACAGGAGUUCUCCAGAGGGAGGGUCUCCAGUGAGCUCCUGACCCCCACUUCCACUUCCCGGCAUUCCCUUUCAAGGGAACGAGAUGGAAGGAAAGGGUGAGAAUACUGGAGGAAAACCCCUCGCAAGGCAUUCAGUGUUGCUCAUUCUCAGCACCUUGACAGCAGAGGCGAGGGCAUAACUUCCAGUUCCCCUUCACUCAGACAUCUCCUUGAGGGGUCCCUGAAUCAUGACCUGGCCCCUUUUUCUGCACUGUCUUGGGCUGGCUAUUCCUCCAUGUGUUUUCUCCCCCCUCCAGUCCAACAGGUCGGCUUUGUUCCCCCUGCAGAAUCCUUGGCCAAGGCCUCCCUAGGUGCUGUGACAGAGUGCUGAGGCCCAACAGACCGGCCAGCACUCUGAUCUUUUCCCGUGUGAUGGCUGAUUGGGGGGGUAGGGAGCAAUUAGCUAAUCAGGUGGGGAGGUAGGGUGAGUUAGGGAAUUACUUGGAUGAAAGGCGGGGAGGCCGUUUUGGGAUGGCAGGAGACGGGGCUAACUGUGCCUAGAUUGAAGGAGAUCCCAAGGAAGAGAGAUCUGGUUUCCUCCCGGGGCCCUGCUGACCAGGGGCUGAAGGCAAGAGUUGUAGAGCGUAGGCGGGGCGUGUGGCAUUGUCCAGGUGUUGGUGGAGGGGACUUGAAUAAAUUAUACAGAGUGGACACUAAGAGAGUCUGAGGAGUUCCUGGGGCAGCCCAGGAUGCAGGGGAUACGCCCCCAUCACAAGUGACUCGUGAUUGGCGGGGGGAGGGGGCUCAAAUUAAGGUGUCCUCCCCCAAUCACUAGUUCCUCUUGGAAGUCUUGACCCUUGACUCCUAGGAACGGUCAGCGUGAGCGCGUGAUUGAGGCAGGUCUGAGCUGCAGAGAUUGGGUCUGUAUCCAAACUCCACCACAGCGUGUGCUGUUGGGAUUGGGGCUCCAGGUCGGGCCCCUCUCUUGGGGACAUGGUGCCUCCAGCUGACCAGGCACGACUGCAGAGGGUGAAGCCAGGAGGUAGGGAGCAAAGCCCAGCCCGGCCAGGCGGGUGUCUCUUGGGCCAUGCCUUCCUGCCUCCUCGACCACUCUACCAGGGCCGUCGCUGGUCUCCUUGUGAACAGCUGUGUCCCAUCCUCGCCUGGGUCACUGCAGCUCGGCUGGCUGCUUGGAAGAGGAGUUGUAAUCCCAGGAUAUGCAGGGCUGUAGUCUCCCUGCUCCACUGGGGGAGCUGCACUGGCUUUGGUGGAAUGGCUCCUGAUUUACACAGUAUCAGACCAGCGAGAGGGAGCUGGAAGGGCACCGCUGUAGCUUCCUGGAUUUCAAGGAGGACAAGGGCUUAUUUUGGAGGGUUGGAAGCACAGCACAUCACCCCUGUGGCACCUACGAGAGACCACCCUCCGUGGGCAAGCCCCUGUCUUAUGAGGCUGCCCCAAAGUCUCUCCAGGUGGGCUGAGCAGAGCUGUGCAUCACCUCCAUUAGAGCGCCCGCCUCCAGGCCGUGGUGGCUUUUCAUGGGGCUGUUGAGUGAUGCUACCAGGCUGGUUUCCACGUGGUUUGGGGAGAGGGGGCAGUCCCAGAUCCCUUGUGUCCGUUUCAGUGCAGCUGCCAGGCUGCCUCACGUCCAGGCAAGCUGCAGCUGGGAGAUUUUGGUGGUUCCCUCUCCCCAGCUGCAUCGGACCCAGGCUCAGUGCCGGCAGCAAAGGCUGCGGGUAGCGUCUCCUCUGGCAUGUGUGAAUUUAGUGCCGCUGGAGUGAGAGCCCCAGAGACCAGACGCUUCUGCUCGCCUGAGCCAGGGUCCCAGCCAAGCAGUGCCUGGGCCUGCUCCCUCCCUCGCUCUGCCAACGCUCCUCGGCCCUGACCUGCAGGUGACCCCUCUGAGGAAGUUUGGGCUCUGUGCCUAGUCUGCUGUCUCCGAACAAGGGCGUGUUGUGUGGUGGAUUUUGUGGUGUGGAUACCUGCCCUUGGAGAUCUGCACUGAGCCCCACCAAAGAGCCAUUGGCUACCAGUGAUGUUCAGUCCCAACCAACCUGGGCCAGACCCAGACCAGGGACCGUAGGAUAUAGGUACUCCCACCAAUCUCAUCACUGCAGUGUCUGAGCACCUAAAGGCCCUGUGUCCCAUAGCCUGGCCCUUUCUGAGCUGGAGUAGAGUCACCCGAUUGGCUUCUUGGGUGACGAUGGCCUGGUGCUGUCCAAAACGUCAGGACUCUGCAUCCAACCUGAAGAGACCCUGUGCUUUGGAUACAGAGCACUGGCUGGCCGUGCCGUCCCGCAGCGGCAAAGCAGAGGGUUAAUCACCUGGUGAAUUAACACCAAUGACCUUGGUGGCAGCAAUGUAUUGGGAGCAGGGGAGGUGGAGGGCUGGCACGUGGAGGGACUCCCAGGCCUGAGAGGGCCAGCCUGGGAAAGGCACUGGAAUACCCGGGAGAAGGAUUCAAAGGGAGCAGGCCGGGCUCAGAGGGUAGGUUUAGGCCUCGUGAGGAUCGAAGGGCGGGGCAGGAAGCCUGCCUGUGGUGCAGAAGGGAAGAGGAAGCCAGUCCCAGGAGCAGAAGCGGGAGUGGCAAGGGAUAGAAGGGCUGCCAAGUCAUUGACACGGCAGCGUGUGGGGUGGGUGAGGGGUGAGCCCAGUGGGCAGACUCGCAGAGAUGACAGGAGCCUGCCCCAAGGGGGUUCACCAUGGAGGUGAAUAAACCCGUCCCAGGAUGUCUGGCUGAGCAGAGCUAGCAGGGUGCUGCGUCAGGCACCACGUUCUUCUUGGUCCUACGUGCCAAGGCCCUUUGGCCAAAGCCAGAACAGAACACUCCCAGUCAUUCAAUCAUCCAGCAAUGGCUGCCUCGUUGGAGAUCAGGGAGGUGACACAGCUGAUAAGCAAUGGCAGAUGGGAAACUCUACCUAGAAACAUUCCCCUUGUUCGUUAAUUCUUUUUCUUUGGCGUGGUGUUGCGGGGAAUGGAGUAUGGAGAACAGGCCCCGUGGCAGGGUUACAGGCAUCCAAAAUAGGGAAGGAACCUGUGUGAUGUGUCUGAAACCAGGCAGAGGCCAUCACGGACCCUCGCCAGCAGAACAUGCGGGAUGGUCUAGGAGCCCCCUGGGAAGGUCAGGAGGUGCUGGGUACCUUCAGCUGGUGCUUUUCUGCUCUUAGUACUGGUGGAACGCAGCUCUGGUCCGUCAGACAGCUGUUACUGGUCUGCGCCGAAAGGCCAGGUUACCCUCUCGCAGGUCUGAGGGGGCACCUACCUCUGCUCUCUGAGCUGCCAAGUGCCCUUUCAGAGCCCUGCUGGGGAGAUCAGCUGCAACCUACGGGGUGACUCCUGGUCACUCAUGAGGAGAAAUCAGGGCCCCCCCCCCCGACCAGGGCAGUGUUGGAGAGCGGCAAGCACAAGAAUGUCCAAGCAACGUUCCCAGGAGUGAACCUGGCCUUGGGCUGUGAGGGCUCGUUGGGGUUGGGAUAAAGUCCUGCUCAGUUCUUCGGCUUUAAUCGUCACACUCUCUCUUCCUGAUUUUCCUGGGCAUUUUGAAGCUGCCGGUGCAGCCCUCUCUCGCCAGCCGCUGCUGCUUGCAAGUGGGAUCUGCCGUGCGCAUCAUCUGUUACUGUGUGCAGUCACACUGUAUUCUGCUGGCGUGGGACUGGCAUGCAAUCUGUGCCUUUGGUACUGCCGGAUGUCUAUUUUCAUUGGUUUGGAGGAUGCAAUAAAAUGCUGAGUAUUUUCGUCAA
This is a messenger RNA of Caretta caretta (loggerhead turtle), 5209 nucleotides long. RefSeq names its product post-GPI attachment to proteins 2 (gene PGAP2). Gene Ontology annotation, biological process: GPI anchor biosynthetic process. Gene Ontology annotation, cellular component: Golgi membrane; endoplasmic reticulum membrane. The record is from RefSeq and is a predicted model, not a curated record. NCBI's taxonomy places the organism in Eukaryota, Metazoa, Chordata, Testudines, Cheloniidae.